Messenger RNA from Linum tenue, 1053 nucleotides. Lineage: Eukaryota; Viridiplantae; Streptophyta; Magnoliopsida; Malpighiales; Linaceae. The record is from the annotation of a GenBank genome assembly.
AAAGAGAGACAGAGAGAGAGAGAGAGCUAGAGGUACUAGUAGCCAUGGCGAUGAAGGGGAAGUUGCAGUGUGAGAUGGAAGUGAAACCAUCUGCCGACAAAGUGUACCAUGUGCUGAGGAAAACAUCACACCACAUCCCCAACCACACCUCGAAGAACAUCCAUGGAGUUGAGGUCCACGAAGGAGAUUGGGAGACUUCUGGAUCGAUCAAGAACUGGAAGUACACUCUAGACGGGAAGCCGGAGGUGUUGAAGGAGAAAAUGUUGUUCGACGACGAGAAGAAGCUGGUGACCUUGAUCGGGCUGGAAGGAGACGCAAUGAAGCUGUACAAAGUGUACACAGCCAAGUUCGAGAUCAAGCCGAAAGAUGUUGCCGCCGACGGCAGUGGCAGUGGCAAUGGCAGCAUUGUUAGCAUCACGGUGGAGUAUGAGAAGCUGAACCCUAGUUGCCCACCUCCAUACAAAUACCUGGAUUUCCUCGAGAGCGCUUUCCAGGACAUUACUGAAGCCGUUGCCUGAUCACCACCAACAAUCAAUGCAUAAGAUACAAAAUAAGUGUUGUGACUAUGGUUUAUAUGUUUUUGUUUCGUAUUUGAUGAUAUGGUAAUUUGUAAUGUUUGCUCAUCAAAACCUUUGUACGUGUCUGAAAAAAUAAUGAGAGGGCUUAGAGAUAGCUCUCUUGCAAAACUUUCUAGGUGUCUAAAGGUUAAUGAUCAGUUGGAAUAUUGUAUUGUAACGAAGUGGUCUUUGGUGGAAUAUGGUAUCAAUAAUUCGAGUUGUUUGUCAUCAAACAGUUUAUGAUACGGUAUACAAGCUGGCUCGACGGUAUGGUUUUGUGUUCGAGUCGUCAUGACCAUGGACGAUAUAAAAGUUGAAUUAAACAUGUUAUUGUAUGACGAGCGUGUACAAAAUUCACUUUCGUUCGAUGGACAUGUAAGAAAAUCGUAUAAGAUUCUACUAGACCCUCUCCAGAAUGGUAUAUGUAAAGUGAAAGACGAGGAUGCCUUUUAGCUACCAUUUCUACGAGAUUCAGCUAGGUUUAAUUGUCAAGAGA